Camelina sativa (false flax) is the source of this 824-nucleotide messenger RNA. RefSeq lists its product as uncharacterized. Lineage: Eukaryota; Viridiplantae; Streptophyta; Magnoliopsida; Brassicales; Brassicaceae. Gene Ontology annotation, molecular function: metal ion binding. Gene Ontology annotation, cellular component: chloroplast. The record is from RefSeq and is a predicted model, not a curated record.
AAUCUUUUACAAUGUUUGCUUCGAGUGGAUAAGUGUGUGAGAGAAUAAAAGAAGGCUAAACAGCAAAAAAAACUCACCAAAUCCUCUUAUCGAGUGAACAAAUAUUGGGAGAAAUGGCGUCGAUUGCAGCUUCUUCUACGUUUCACUUGUUUUGCAGAACCAAAAGCCCUAAUCUUUCUUCGACCCAUCUUCUUCCUUUGUCGAAAAAACUCAGCUUUCGGACCAGACCCAUCGUCGGUGUUAGUCGAAUUCGCAGUUUUGCUGGGUUUAUGAAACAGAAUCGCCUUGGGUUAAUGAAGAUUUCUUCGGUUGGAGAAGGAGGAGAAGGUGUCGCUGUCGCAGAGGAGCAACCGCAAGAGACUGUCUCUGUGCCUGUCUCUCCUUCAGACAUGCUCACCAUGUUUUUUCAGGCUGAUGGAACUUUGAACGAAGCAGCUAUUCCUAAUGUGACAAGGGCCUUACAGGAUAUUGAUGGAGUUUCCAAUUUGAAGGUCCAAGUUUCUGAAGGUGUUGCUGUCGUUGAGCUUUCAAAGCAAACGACGGUGCAAGCAACAGGAGUGGCGUCAAGCUUGGUGGAGACAAUACAAGGAGCUGGCUUUAAGUUACAGACUUUGAAUUUGAGCUUUGAAGAUGAAGAUGAGGUUCUGUCUAAUUAAACCAUCUUUCUCCUCUCCAUUUUGUGAUUAAAGUGACACACUAUGUUCAAUUUUUAGGGUUGCUUUCUUUCAUUUGUACCUUGCAAGGAAACAAUGUGGUAAAUUACAAAAACAAAAAGUGGAAAUGAAAUGUUUUCUUUGUUGGAAAAAUGAGAAAUUAAUUUAAUG